This is a messenger RNA of Arabidopsis arenosa, 2306 nucleotides long. Lineage: Eukaryota; Viridiplantae; Streptophyta; Magnoliopsida; Brassicales; Brassicaceae. The record is from the annotation of a GenBank genome assembly.
CUGUUCUCUCUGUCCUCCUCUCUAUAUUGGAGCCUCCCUCUCUCUCGACGACGUCUUCUCCAGUUCCGUUUUGCUUCGAUCACGGAGGUGGAGGUGUUGUAUUAGCCAUAUAAUUCUUUGUUUGGGGGGGUUUAGUGAAAGAUGAUUCCUUAUGCAGCUGGUGUCAUUGUGCCUUUGGCUUUAACGUUCUGGGUUCAGAAAUCUAAGAAAGAAAAGAAAAGAGGUGUUGUUGUUGAUGUUGGUGGUGAACCAGGUUAUGCCAUUAGGAAUCACAGGUUUACUGAUCCUGUUAGUUCCCAUUGGGAACAUAUCUCAACUCUUCCAGAGCUCUUUGAGAUUUCUUGUAAUGCUCACAGCGAUAGGGUUUUCCUUGGCACCCGGAAGCUGAUCUCUAGAGAGAUUGAGACUAGUGAGGAUGGAAAAACAUUUGAGAAACUUCAUUUGGGUGACUACGAGUGGCUUACUUUUGGGAAGACACUCGAAGCUGUGUGUGAUUUUGCCUCUGGGUUGGUUCAAAUUGGACACAAGACGGAAGAACGUGUUGCCAUUUUUGCAGAUACUAGAGAAGAAUGGUUCAUUUCCCUACAGGGUUGCUUCAGGCGAAACGUCACUGUGGUAACUAUCUAUUCAUCUUUGGGAGAGGAAGCUCUUUGUCACUCUCUGAAUGAGACAGAGGUCACAACCGUAAUAUGUGGUAACAAAGAACUCAAAAAGCUCAUGGACAUAGGACAGCAGCUUGAAACUGUGAAACAAACUUGGCCGCGAAACCCUGUGGACCCUAAUUUUCCUCUCUCAGCAGACGUUGCUGUUAUAAUGUACACCAGUGGAAGCACUGGACUUCCCAAGGGUGUUAUGAUGACGCAUGGUAAUGUCCUAGCUACAGUUUCGGCAGUGAUGACAAUUGUUCCAGACCUUGGAAAGAGGGAUAUAUACAUGGCAUAUUUACCUUUGGCUCACAUCCUUGAGUUAGCAGCUGAGAGCGUAAUGGCUACUAUUGGGAGUGCUAUUGGAUAUGGGUCUCCCUUGACGCUCACGGAUACUUCAAACAAGAUAAAAAAGGGUACAAAAGGAGAUGUCACGGCACUAAAGCCCACCAUAAUGACAGCUGUUCCAGCCAUUCUUGAUCGUGUCCGGGAUGGUGUCCGCAAAAAGGUUGAUGCAAAGGGCGGAUUGUCAAAGAAAUUGUUUGACUUUGCAUAUGCUCGGCGAUUAUCUGCAAUCAAUGGAAGUUGGUUUGGAGCCUGGGGAUUGGAAAAGCUUCUGUGGGACGUGCUUGUGUUCAGGAAAAUCCGUGCAGUUUUGGGAGGUCAAAUCCGCUACUUGCUCUCUGGUGGUGCCCCUCUUUCUGGUGACACUCAGAGAUUCAUUAACAUAUGCGUUGGGGCUCCAAUCGGUCAGGGAUAUGGGCUCACAGAGACUUGUGCUGGUGGAACCUUCUCGGAGUUUGAGGACACAUCCGUUGGCCGUGUUGGUGCGCCACUUCCUUGCUCCUUUGUUAAGCUAGUAGACUGGGCGGAAGGUGGGUAUCUAACCAGUGAUAAGCCCAUGCCCCGUGGUGAAAUUGUAAUUGGUGGCUCAAAUAUCACGCUUGGGUAUUUCAAAAAUGAGGAGAAAACUAAAGAAGUGUACAAGGUUGAUGAAAAGGGGAUGAGGUGGUUCUACACAGGAGACAUAGGACGAUUUCACCCUGAUGGCUGCCUCGAGAUAAUAGACCGAAAAAAGGAUAUCGUUAAACUUCAGCACGGAGAAUAUGUCUCCUUGGGCAAAGUUGAAGCUGCUCUCAGUAUAAGUCCAUAUGUUGAAAACAUAAUGGUUCAUGCUGAUUCAUUCUACAGUUACUGUGUGGCUCUUGUGGUCGCGUCCCAACAUACAGUUGAAGGUUGGGCUUCAAAGCAAGGAAUAGACUUUGCCAACUUCGAAGAGCUGUGCACGAAAGAACAAGCCGUGAAAGAAGUGUAUGCGUCUCUUGUCAAGGCGGCUAAACAAUCAAGAUUGGAGAAGUUUGAGAUACCAGCAAAGAUCAAAUUGUUGGCAUCUCCCUGGACGCCAGAGUCGGGCUUAGUCACAGCAGCUCUAAAGCUGAAAAGAGAUGUAAUUAGGAGGGAAUUCUCUGAAGAGCUCACCAAGUUAUAUGCCUAAACUUUUCUUCUUCCUCUACUUUGUUUUUAAUUCCCAAUGCAUUCGAAAGACACAACAGAUGCACAAACUUAAUUCUAAGAAUAGUUAUCUCUUCUCUUUGAUGUCUUUUCGUAUAAUUUGUGUGGGAACUGUGGCGAGACAGAAAAAAAGAAAGAUAUGGGUCUCAA